Messenger RNA from Melitaea cinxia (Glanville fritillary), 2112 nucleotides. RefSeq names its product GPI mannosyltransferase 4 (gene PIG-Z). NCBI's taxonomy places the organism in Eukaryota, Metazoa, Arthropoda, Insecta, Lepidoptera, Nymphalidae. The record is from RefSeq and is a predicted model, not a curated record. Gene Ontology annotation, biological process: GPI anchor biosynthetic process. The transcript has 3 exons. Gene Ontology annotation, molecular function: alpha-1,2-mannosyltransferase activity. Gene Ontology annotation, cellular component: endoplasmic reticulum membrane. Bases 1 to 1971 code for a protein of 656 amino acids.
AUGUUUUUGAAAACAAAAAUUUUAAAGGCCAUUUCAUUUAAAAAUCCGGUGAAGUUACCUUUGUCGUAUUGGAUAUUAGUUUGUAUCAGAUUUCUUUUAACACUGUUGCCACAAAGAGGAUAUAUACAUCCCGACGAGUUCUUUCAGAAUGUUGAAGUAAUAUCGGGUGAUAUAUUUGCAGUCGAUGUAGCCAGAACUUGGGAGUUCAAUCCUAAAUUUCCCGUCCGAAAUAUUUUUGUGCCUAAAAUGAUAUUAGGUCCGCCACUUCACUUAAUACGCCUAGCUAACCCUUAUACAAAGAAUUAUAUUAAUGUUGAUUUAAGAACCCCUUAUUAUUUGCUUGCCUUGCCGAGACUGUUUAUUUGUCUCCUGUCUCUUGUUAAUGAUUACUGUCUGUACAAAAUAUGUGUUAUGUACGGACAAAAUUUUAGAAAUAGACUUAAAAUUUUUGCUAGUUCUCACGUGGUGAUGGUUUAUUGCUGUAGAAGUUUUUCUAAUGCAUUUGAAAUGCUCUUCUUUUCAAUACUUCUAUUUUUUGUAUCAGAAUGCAUGUUUAAGUCAGAUAAAGUAAUAUAUCAUACUGAAUUUUUAAAUGAGAAAUAUAAGCAAGCGAAAACGGCAGUUGAAAGGGUAAAAAUUUUCAAACUAAAAAGUCAUUUACCUGAUCAUUCAUUGAAUCGUGUAUUAUUAAUAGCCACUAUUGUAGCCAUUGGUAUAUUUAAUCGCCCUACUUUUGUAGGCUUCGCGUUUCCACCUGUAUUUUUUUGGUUGCACAGAGGCUUAGGAACCACAGUUGUAGGUUUUACAGACUUCCACUGUAGAAUAUUUACAUUAGUUCUAUGUGGAAUACCCACCACUCUUUUACUGAUAUUAGUAGAUUCUGGCUAUUAUGGCUAUCUGACAAUGGCUGAUAUAGAAUCAUUAAAAAUAUCAUGGGAUAACUGGGUUGUAACUCCUUUAAACUUCCUGCGGUAUAAUUCAGACAUGAGGAAUUUGACAGAACAUGGCCUCCAUCCCCGGUGGCUUCACUUGGCUGUCAACGUACCACUUCUAUUCAAUGUAUUGGGAAUAAUGGCCGUCUUCACAAUAAUUACGCAUAUUUACAGAUUCAUCCGUGGACAGUACAGAAGAUUACCAAGAAUCCAAAGUAUAACAGGGAUGAUGCUUUUCUCGUUUAUAAUUCCCGUUGCAGUCUUAUCUCUAUUUCCGCAUCAGGAAGCUCGUUUCAUAAUUCCUGUAUUAGUGCCCCUCGUUUUCUUGUACGGUAACAAUUUGUAUGCCAACGAAAGUGAUCCUCCUAGUAAGAAAAAGUUAAAGAUAACACUUCGUUAUAUUUGGUAUACAUUGAAUAUACUCUUGACGAUGUUCUUCGGAUUUAUUCACCAAGGCGGAAUCUAUCCAUUUGCAAAUGAUCUUUAUCGGGAAAUUAAAAAUACUUAUGGAGUUCAUACUCACGUUAUAACAACGCAUAGUUACAGCAUACCAACGUUUCUGCUGCAAUUAGAAAGCACAAAUCAAAUAUAUAAAGACAAGAAAAGUGGACGGAAAUACAAGCUGGCUCCGACGACAUUUAUACAUAAAUAUGGUUCAAUGCCUAUGGACAAUCUUUUCGUAAGAAUAAACGAUAUUUUAGCUAAUGCGGAAUCGUUGCUACAUGAAUAUAAGAGACAGUAUAGGUUUUAUGUUGUAUCGCCGUGUUCUCUAGAGCACGGAAUAAAACAGGAGUCUAUCAAAUAUCCUCAUAUAAACUUGAGAGAAGAGAUUUCUUACUACCCUCAUUUUUGUUCAGAGGCUCUUCCCGCAUUUCCUCAUAGGCGUGACCAAUUCUGUUCAGAAAAUAACGUUUUAAAAGUAAAUGAAUCUCACGCUGUCGAUCUGACAAUGUAUCAAAGGAUAUCGUGUUACUAUAAAAGAUUUUGUUUAAGAGUUUAUCGAAUAAGCCCUUCAACGAACUUUGAAAUAAAUUCGUAGUUCGUACCUAUACAAUAUUAGCGUUGUAUAUACGUUAUGUAUUAAGAUUAAGAGCCUGAAUCUCAUUAAUUUUAGCCUUAUUAUAUUUUAACUCUAUAUAUUAUUAUGGUUCUAAUUCAGAAAAUAAAUAGUCGCGAUUUA